Molecule: messenger RNA, 573 nt
Organism: Lotus japonicus
Lineage: Eukaryota; Viridiplantae; Streptophyta; Magnoliopsida; Fabales; Fabaceae
Exons: 1
Coding region: 1-573 (190 amino acids)
Source: RefSeq, a predicted model, not a curated record
AUGGCUGAGGCGCAUGCCCUAUUUCAGGUAGACCAUAAAAAAGAUUUCACACAUGAGAAUGUAUGGCGGAUGGUGAAAGAUGAACCAAAGUGGAAGGGACAAUCAAUGAAAACCAAUUCAAGGGGACAAAAGAAGUCAGGAGCUGGCACCGACGGAACAUCGACUGACCCAAGUGCAUCAAUUGAUUGCGACGAAUAUGAGGCAACACCACCAACAACUCGCCCGAAGGGCAAGAAGGCAGAGAAGAGAAAGGCCAAAACAACAGAUACUGCGUCAAGUACUCUAUCUUUUGCUCCUCACCCUGAUGUGUUAGCCAUGGGGAAGGCUAAAAUGGAAAUGAUGGCAAAUUUUAGGGAGAUAAGGAACAGAGAACUAGAUUUGCAACAAGCUGACCAACAACUGAAACAAAGUGAACUGCAAUUGAGACAGGAAGAACUCAAAUUUAAGAAGGCGGAGAACUUUCGGGCAUAUAUGGAUAUCCUUAACAAGAACACAUCUGGAAUGAACGAUGAGGAGUUGCGUACGCAUAACGCACUACGUGCUUUCGCCUUAAGUGAACUAGGAAUGUCUUAA